Molecule: messenger RNA, 2079 nt
Organism: Vitrella brassicaformis
Lineage: Eukaryota; Vitrellaceae
Source: the annotation of a GenBank genome assembly
AUCAUUCAUCCACUUUUCUUCUCAUAGAUGACGAAAUGUGAAUCCAGCACCACCUCCCCACGCACCCCCUCUGUCCAGAAGCUGUCGAAAUGCCUUAUGGUCUCUGUGUAGCCAUGCGUUCGCAGCCACUCCCCCACACGCCCCUGAGCAAAGCUGCCCCUCAGCAGCACAUCCCACACCACAAAAUGGGUAAUCGGCAGCUGAGGCACUGCUGCUACUGUCCCGCUCGAUGUGUGUGGAAACCGCCCAGCCAGACACUCAGCCCACUCUGACCUUCCCUCACACGUUGCUACGGCGCCGUGGUGCGCAUCUGUUGUCAUAUUCAUGGCGCCAUUGACGAUGUGCUCGAGGGUCUCAAUGGGGUGGGUGUAGAAGGUAUCUCUCCAGUUGGCAGGGAGGCACUGUGGGUCGACGCGCGACGAGCAGUCGAGUAGGUGCAUGGCGAUGUCGGGCCGAUGGACGAAUGAGUUGAAGGGUGUGGCGUGGCAGGGCGUGAGGAACAACACCGACGGCCGGGGGGAGGGCGGCAGAGAGCGGAUGUAUCCCAUGACCUUCUCGGCGCCCUGCAUAACAUGACAGCACACGAAUAAAUAAAACAAACAGCACAUGAGAUAGAUAAGCCGUGUUUGUUAUUGUGUCUGUCCGUUUGAUUAGUUAGUCACCUGUUGGUGGACGAACGAGAAGAAGGCCGCGGCAAUGAUCUGGACCGCAAAGAUCACUGAGAGAGCCACACGCACCACCACCUUUCGCCACGAUCGCCCUCGCAUGACGGUCUGCGCCACAUGGGAAGUGUUCUUGUUUUCUUUGCCGUUGGCCUGAGAGCCCCUCUGCCGCUGCCUGAUGGAUGUUGCAUCGCCCCCACCAGCGACGGCCCUUGUGCCAGCGACGGCCCUUGUGGCAAUAUCAGUAUCUCCCGACGCCGCCACAGUAGCAUCAGCACGUGACCCUGGCUCCUCUGCCCAUUCCUCCAGCCGCACCAUGCUGAUUGCUGACCACAUGUAGAGGUACGGCAGGUAAGGCAUCAGGAAGCGAAACUCCUUGUGAGAUGCUGUCGACAAUGCGCCGAUGCUCAGCAAUACACCCAACACGAUGUCCCUCGAGAAGGACGAUGCUCCUUCGGCAGUAACGGCAAGCCAGGCGCCCACGAUGCAGAGCGGAUAGUAGGUCAGCAGCACCGCCCCUAGCCCAUCAGCGAGAUACCAGUAGGGUGGAUGCGUGCCAUAGAAUCGGCCUCCAUCCAGCUGCACAUUGAAGCGCCAGAAGUUGAGCAUUGGGAAGGUCAGUCGCCCGUAUAGCCUCGAGUCAACAUAGACCGACACACAGAGUCCACACACGCCCACCAGCAGCCCCUGGCCUAUGAACACAGCGAGGUCAGCAAAAGACCGCCACUUAUCCCUCUUGUCUGUAACCAUUUGGCUCCCCAGUCGCAGGGCGUGCGCACCAUAAAUGACCACCCACAUGACGGCUGCCGUCGGCCGAAUCACCACAGCCACAGCCGCACACAACAGACUCCCCAACAACGACACCUGUUUCCUCAUGCCAGCGGUGGCAUUGGCCGCCCUCAGCCACAUGUGCAUAGCAGCCGUCAUCAGAAAGACCUCCAGACAGUUUGAGAACGGCCGGGGGCCGCAGAAGAAAUCAAACCACCCCAGAGCACAGCACCAGAAGCACCAAUCGCCGACUCUCCGACCAAACAGCUGUUCACAAAUCCCCACAGUGAGGCAGUUGGUGACAGCGGCGAGGGCGCCCUGCAUGAGUCUUGGUGAGUAAGCCACGAUAAAGGGAGUGUCCAAUUGCAGCAGCUUGAGUGCGGCGAAGAGCAUGCUGAUGAGCAGCGGGUGCAGAUGGGAUCUGAGUGCGAUGCACGGCUCCCACUCCCAUGUGGUGUAGCCGUAGCCGAAUGUGAGGCGAUGGGCGACCUCAGGGCCCUGCCAGUGCUCAUCGGGGUUGAAGGACGUGCGCAGAACCAACGCAUUCACCACCCGUAGCGCCAGAAAGAAUGGCAAGGAUUGCAUCAAUCGGAUCUACGCAAGAUCAGCAUCGCAUCGCUACAUCCCAUCGCAUGCGAUGCUUGAGCCG